This is a messenger RNA of Nilaparvata lugens (brown planthopper), 2496 nucleotides long. Its product is annotated as condensin complex subunit 2. Gene Ontology annotation, biological process: mitotic chromosome condensation. Gene Ontology annotation, cellular component: condensin complex. NCBI's taxonomy places the organism in Eukaryota, Metazoa, Arthropoda, Insecta, Hemiptera, Delphacidae. The record is from RefSeq and is a predicted model, not a curated record. Gene Ontology annotation, molecular function: chromatin binding. The transcript is spliced from 9 exons. The coding region runs from base 264 to 2327 and encodes 687 amino acids.
AUAUUAUCAAACUCUUUGACCUAACCUCAAAAAUCAAUCAGUAUCAGUUAACAACAAGCAACAACAAUGCAAUCUUUUGAAAACAUAAACAAUGAAGCAUUAAAGUAAACUGAAGAUAAUAAUUAAUUUAUCUAGUUACACAAUCAAAAACGUUAAAUGUGUCUUUGUAAAAUUAAGAUUUCAUUCUGUUUUUCCAUCUUGAUAUGAAUGACAACCAAUGUUUGUGAAUAUAAUGGUUUCCUGUGAAUCAACAUCGUAGAAAAAUGCUCAAUGGUGAAGAAAGCCCUGAAUCUCCCGGCUCCAGAGCAGGAACUAGUAGUGAAUACAGGGUUUUGGGAAAAAGAAAGCCUUCGAGUUCAAGCACCAACGAUGAGACUGUCCGCCCAUCUGUCCCUAGGUCUUCAAAAAUGUCACACCCUGCAUUCGGCCGACACCGAUCCGAUGGACGGAGCGGUGAAUUACAUUCACUCUCCAAACGUCAACGGUCGGAAUCAAGAAAACGGUCAAUUGUCAAUGAAGAUCAACUACGGCAAGCUGAAAACGUUGUUAUGGACGAUGAAGACGGAGAUAUAUUUUCUGGUGGUCAAGUGCUCAAUGAGAGCAGACCAUCUGAAAAUGAGACAAAUGAAUCAAGGGAACAGUUAGGUUGCAAAAUAGCAGCUCAUUGUCUCGGCUCCAACCUCAGCAGUGAGGAUCUGUCUUCGCAUCUGGCCAGUUGCAUACAACUGAAUACUGCCAAUAAAAUCAACAAGAACAAUGCAUUCAGUUUACAGCUGAUAGACUAUAUGUGUGUUCUCAUGGCAAGGAAUGAUAAAACAAUCAAUGAUUUUCCUACAAUGAGCUGCAGUUUGGACGCCAGCUCGAAAAUAUACGCAUGUCGCGUAGAUUGCGUGCAUUCGGGGAUUAUGGAAAUAGCUACUGGCCUCUCCAGUAUCACCGAGAAGGCAAAAUUGAACAGAAAUCGAAUGGAUGAUUCUGACGAACACUCUGGGGGAGAGGAGGAGGUACAGAGACGUAGGAGGAGGCGGAAACGAAUGAUUCUAGUUUCGGUUGUUACACCAUUAUCAAUCUCUAAUCUUUCGAAAGGAACUAACCUACUAGGCAGUGGAUGGGAAGACUAUGAACUAUUCGGUGAUGAGUGUAAUAACAACAAUAACAAUGAUUUAUUCAUGAAUGAUGUCACAUCCAUUGAAAUAGAUGAAACCCCAGAUAAGGAUGAUUCAAAUCAAAAUUCGUGUAAUGAGGAAGAAGUUAAUGUGGAGGCAAAUGAUUUGGAAAUAGUAAGCUGUCAGGAAGGUCCAGAAUCUAGCAACGUUAGUUGUAGUGAAAGUGGGGAUGAAUUGGGAAUAGUUGAACGUGCCCAAUGUUCGAGGAAGAAAUCUAGGUUAGAUGCCCUGAAUUUUGUGAAUUCUAGAGCGUUGCAAGCUCCUGAGGAAAGUAUUUACUCGUAUUUCGACACAGAUUUGCUGCCCGAUUUUUGGGCGGGACCUGAGUACUGGAAACCGAAGUUCAGGCGGCUUAAACCGAGCAGAAGAGUUAAGGAAGAAGAAGAAGAGGUGAUGUCAAGAAUUAGGAAGAAAACGCCGAAGAAAGAUGUGUUGUGCUUUGAAAAUCUGAGGAACUUUGAUCUAGCCAGAGACAGUGCGCGGAGUAAGUUAGAUAGACGCGUGAUGGCAAGGUGGCUCGACAGUGAUAUGACGAAACCAGUACGACAUGACAACAAAAUCCAAGAUUUGUUCAGGUCGUUUCUGAGGAAAACGUUGUUCUUCAAGCCGUACCUCACUAGGGAAGAGGAUGCAGAUGAGGUGAAGGUGGAAACCGAGUUCACAGAUGAUGGGGGAAUUAUAUUUGACGAGUUAUAUGAGGACAAUAUUCAUACCCUGACUGAGAACGACCUAGCACCCAGAAAUGUGGCAGCUCAAGAACCGAUGUCUCCAUCUGAAUGUCAUGAUGAAGUGGAGGAUCAGCUAUGUUUUGAAGUAAAUUCGAACAAGGAGAAUGAUUAUCUGCGACCUAGAUCUUACAUUGCCCAGAACAAUUCGCAACUGACUUAUGAAACUGUUCCGAAAAAGUUGGAUAUGAAGAUGCUGAAGAGUACUGUCUGGACGCUGUUGGACGGAGAUAGAGAAAACAGUAUCUCCAAUAAUCAUGGUACGCAACUGACCAGUAAUAUUUACACCCAGCUCCAGGAUCAUUUACCUGAUGAUGUCUGGAAAGAUACGAGCCCAGCCUUAGUAUUUCUAGCGUUACUGCAUUUGGCCAAUGAGAAAACACUGAAAUUGAAAGCGACCGAAUCCAUGACAGACGUAAUAGUUGAAAAAGGUUGAGACGUUUCAAGGAAUCUUGCGUGUUUCAGCGAUAGAAAAGCUGGGAAAUGAUUAUUUUCAAUAACAAAUUAAAAUGAUCUCAAAUGAAAUGAUUUAAUCAUUUAAAUGAUUAAAUGAUCUUAGUAUCGAUUAAGCACAGGUUGACAAAAUCAUUUCAACUGGACAAUAA